UUGACGGAAGAUACCUAAUAGCGCCAAUUUUCAUGUUUGUUUUAAAUGUGUUGUGUUGACUACCUUUCACUGGUAGAGUUGUGGUUCUUGUGUUGUGAUAUUUUAGGAAUAAGUUCUUCAAGAACUUGAGAAUAUUCCCAGAAGUAAUGUAUAAAAUAAUUUGUAAACAAGUUCCAGAGGGGCUUUUAAAGAGAGAAGCUGCUAAAAAUCAUUUUCGACAAUUUGGAAACGUGAAGAGGAUUAUUUUUAGAUCUGUUUCUAAAGUGAUAACUGUUGAAUAUAGUGGCAGAGAUGCAGUUGAGAAAGUUCUCAAGCAUGGCAAUGUUUUUGAUAAUAAAACAUUCACAAUUUUGAAAGAUUCAUCUGAUGGUGUUGAGAAGCCACAAAGGAAAAAUAAAUUGAAGAAAUCUUUGAACCUACCGGAAGAAGUAAUGGUUGAAUUGGAUGCUAUGGGUGGUGGACCUUCAUUGGCACUCAUCAAUAAGAACAAACAAGAAGUUAGGACUGAUGAAGAGACCAAGAAGUCAUUGAAACGACGUGUGCCUGUAGAUAAAGAGAAAAGUACACCUAAGAAAAAUAAGCCUGUUAUAUUUUCUAACAGUAACGAAUACAAGGAGCUUCUUGAAAUUAUCAAUCAGCCUGCAAUGUCUACAGAAGAAAAAUACAAAGUGUUGGAUGCUAGAGAUAAAAUUUUGCGUAUGAUGGAAAAGGAAAAUGGUGCAAACAAGAGCUCUACAAAAGGCACUUGUCCAGACAUGUGUCCAGAAAAAGAGAGACUCUUGAGAGUAAUACAACAUCAAAUAUCCUAUUAUGAACAAAAUUCUAAUAAAGAAAUGGAUCCCCAUCUUGCAGUGAAGCAGUAUUCUAGGAGUUCUGCUGAUCAAGAAUCUCCUUUACCACAUGAACUUAGGCCUGUUGAGGUUCUGCAAGGAACUAUGUCUUAUUUGAUACACAAAAUCAUGCCUCUAGGAGAAAUGCCACAUGUCAACAUCGGAGAAUGGUAUCAUUUCCUUUGGGAUCGCACACGCAGCAUUCGCAAAGACAUAACUCAACAAGAGUUAUGCUGUCAAGGUUCGGUUAAACUCCUUGAGCAAUGUGCAAGAUUCCACAUUCAUUGCUCCGCGCGAUUGGUCGCAGAAGACCCUUCUGUUUUCGAUCAGAAAAUCAAUACUGAAAAUCUGACCAAGUGUCUGCAGACCUUGAAGUACAUGUACAAUGAUUUAAGACUGAAGGGAGAGAAAUGCCCCAACGAGGCAGAAUUCAGAGGGUACAUCAUUCUGCUCAAUUUGAACGAUGCAAAUUUCAUGUGGGAGGUUCAAAGGCUUCCUUUGGAGAUACAAGAAUCAAAAGAAGUGAAGGAUGCAAUUAAAAUAUAUUUGGCCCUAAAUGCAGAUAAUUUCGUGAGAUUUUUCAAAUUAGUUAGGGAGACAUCCUACUUAAACGCCUGCAUUUUGAUGAGGUACUUCAUGCAAGUACGCUACCACGGUAUAGACAUGAUUCUAAAAUGUUACACGCCCCGCGUCACAAAAGCUGUAUUUCCUUUAGCCGCACUGACUGAAAAUUUCGGAUUCGAAAGCGUUAACCAUUCGAUCGAAUUCUUGCAAAACUGUGGGUUACAAAUGAAUGACUCGAAGACGUGCGUUAUAUUGGACAAAUCUGCGUCGUUCGUUCAGGAUCUCAACAGUACUGCCCUAGACCGUUCUAUAAACUUGGUUGAAAGGAAGAGAGAAUGUUUGUCGCUUGGUAUGAUUGUUUACGGUGGAAAUCUUCCGGACUUCAGUCCUUUGGAACCUCAGACCAGCUUCGAUGAGGAAGGUCUUUUGAGAGGAGAGCUUUUCCCUAAAGAAGAAUUCGUGAAACCAGCAAAAGAAGAUGUUGAUGAAACAACAGAGGAUGUUCAAGAAGUCGCACCGGAAAUCGACCAAGAAAUUCAGAAUACUGCAGAAUCCAAGGAACCUCAGGAGAACGAAGUAUCGAAGGUCAACAAGGAGAUUCAUAUUUCUUCGAACAAAAGUAUAUUCCAUGUACCGGAGGCAACCACUGAUGUUUCCGAAGUUCAAGCACCUCCCAAUAAGAGUUUCCAUGAAGAGUCAAAUAACGAAGAUGACAUGAUGGAACAGACGAGAAAAACUGUUAAAUCAGUUAUUCAACGUGGUGGAAUAUCUGAAGCAAUAAUCUUUCAGUCAAAAAGUGCUUCUUGGCUGUUGAGCUCAGAAGAAAGGUCAGCUAUCAUUGAAAGGAGAAAAAGUGAAGAGAAAUCAUUCUCGUUUUCAAACUCGCCCAUCAACUUUCCCAAAUCUCAAACUCGAAGCGACAUUCCUAAAGUUACCGAUCAAAUAUUUCACCCGACACCAUUUACGUUCCCCAGUGUUAAUGAAGCAGUAUCCCCUGCUUCUGAAGUUCAAGUACAUUCUCCAACGAAAAUAGAAGAAAGGGUGUCCAACAAUGAAACCAAUCAUGAAGAGGAAGAUCAAAAGCAGAACGGACAAUUGGAAGGAAAGGAGGAUAAUGAGGAUUAUUCAGAGAUAAAAACUAUAGUUUCUAAGAUUAUAGGCGAAGUAAUGAUGAGGGAGGAAAGAACCAAAAAGGAUGAAAGGACGAAGGCCCUAUUGGAAAGGAUUCAAAGGAGUUUCAAUAAAUGGAAACAAAGUGCAGAGAAAAAGAAGAAAGAGAAAACUGCAGAUGAAAUUUCGAUGUUCUUCUAUGGGAGAAACCUGGCAGAAGGAGCAGUUGCUUAUGGAUUGUCACCACCGAAUGCAUCAGGAUAUACUGGGAGAAACCUGGCAGAAGGAGCAUUUGCUUAUGGAUUGCGACCACCGAAUGCAUCAGGAUAUAAUUACAAUAUAAAGGAUGUGGUUUGGUCGCCUGUAAAAGAAAAGAGACGUGUCGAUCUCGAGCAAUACGCAAAAAUUCUGGUCGAACGAAUGAGUGCUUUCAAAGUGAAAAGGCUAGGGCUCCGCGAUCCAAUCUACUGGAAAUGCACAAUUUCAAUCGCCGAUGAUAACGAAUUGGCUGGAAAUUUCAUGACCAUCAAGGAGACCUUGCAGAGUUAUUUUGAUUGGGAAGAUGAUAGAAACCCGUUGAUAAAACAGAAAUUCGGAAGAAAUAUUCCAGUAAGAUUCAGUUUCGUGAAAGAAGUUGGUGGUGGUACCGCCAAUCACGACGCAAAUGCUCUGAUAUUCAUAGACAAUAACUUGAACGAUAGAUUAUACAAAAGAAUAUUAGAUAAGUUUGAAAAAACCGGAGUUCAUGUCAGUGUUCCAAUCGUAUUGAUUUUAGACGAAGCCCCAGAAGAACCCUUGGAUUUCUCCAAUUUCGAUUAUCUAGUUAACCAAGGCAUUAUUUCUACAUAUAAGGUUAUCCAUGAAUAUCGUGAAAAAGGUUUGAUCAAUGUGCUCGAGCAGGCUUUGUAUAUUGUUGUUGAUAGUGUGAACAGUCCCCCUCCAGUUGAAGUGGAUUUUUUGGAUAAUGUCCUUUUCAGAAAUUUCUUAUGCUCUGAGUUAUGGAAAACGGCUUCAUGCUACGGCAGGACGAAUCCAGACUAUGGAAGGUGUUUGAUGGAUCCUAACACGGUUAUUAGUUUAUACAACGAUGGCCUGAGAAUAUUGACAAGAAUUAUCUUGGAUGAUACUUGCUACGAAUACAUUAAAUUUCCGGAAGAAUUCAGACAGUUUGAAGAGAUGCCUCAAAUUCCUUGCGAUUAUAAACAUCUUCCUGAAUUAAGUAGCGAUUUUCAAUACAAGUAUUAUAUCUUCUAUAUAAUGGACCAGUUUAUGCCAUUGAUUAAAUUCUCGAACUGGCCGCCUCGAAACCAACAGGACUUGUUGAAUUUGAUCUUUGAAUUUUGCUAUCGUAACUUUGGUCCGAGGAGCUCCGAAAUUGCCAAAACAUUAUAUCAGAAACUUUGGAAAGGAUGCAAUGGCAAUGUGAGAGAAAUAGGAAAUAUAAUGUGGACUGACAUCUUAGAAGUAUUGAUUGCGGAAAAAUUUAGGCAGUACAAAAAAAUGCAGGGAUGCUGUUCCAUUACGAAAUUGUGGACAAUGUAUGAUAAUGUUAUUGUUGUUUAUCAUACAGCAGUUAUGGAGAGAUUUCUAAAAAGUGAUUGGUUCUAUUUGGAAAAUCCUAUUAUUCAAGCAGAAUUAGCAUACAGUUUUGGUUAUAGAUUUGAUGUAAGUGUUCCUGAUGUACCGACUGAUGUACCGAGUACUAAUGAAAUUGAAGAGGCAAUUGCUAUAGCAAGACUUACUUUAACUAAUAAGACGACCAGGGAUACUGAUCCAGGCUUCAAUAUUGACAUAUUCAAUCAGGAGAUAGAAGACUUCACCACCAGCAUGUCGAUCACAAAAAGAAUAUCUUCUAAAUUUGCAGAUCAAUUCAGGAAUUAUAGAGACUGAUUUUUAAUCAUUUUUUAGACUGUAUAUGCAUCAAUUGCCCAUUGUGCAUUCUAAAACAAGAGAUCAGGGUAAUUUUGACAUAUACAUUACUUUACAUGUAAGUGAAUUUAAGUUUUUCUUAAUUCCAUUAUUGUGAUAUGUUUCAACAUGUUGAAUCACAAUAUUCUAGUAUGUUGUAUCAGCAGAUUAGUAUUCUGAUGAUGGAAAGUAAAUACCUAUGUGUCCUUAGUGUAGGAAAUAUUUCAGAUUUCACUUUGAAAGGAUACGACAAUCAAAAUGGGUCAUCUCUUGCAGAAAGAUCUAAAUUACUAUUGAACAUUUUUGACCUAUUCAACACCAACUAGGCUUUUGAAUUUUUUUGCCUAGACAAAAUCUUUUAUUCACAUUUUUGACGAUUUUUAUGUUGAAGUGAAAUAUUUCCCUUUUGUUAUUGUUUUAUAAAUGAUUAAUAUUAUUUUAAAAAUUGAGUAGUUAGAAUAGUAUAUCCAGCUUAGAUAUUAUUUCAUAUAUUAUGUUGAAGAUCUUCUUCUAAUUAUGUCUUGAAUUGAUCAAGAAUAACAGUUAUUCUUUUUAUAUGUAUACAAAAUCCUAAAAAAAAAAUAAUAAAAUUUCGACCUUCUUA
Molecule: messenger RNA, 5016 nt
Organism: Coccinella septempunctata (seven-spotted ladybird)
Lineage: Eukaryota; Metazoa; Arthropoda; Insecta; Coleoptera; Coccinellidae
Gene: xmas
Exons: 6
Coding region: 147-4394 (1415 amino acids)
Biological process (GO): mRNA export from nucleus
Cellular component (GO): cytoplasm; nucleus; transcription export complex 2
Source: RefSeq, a predicted model, not a curated record